This is a messenger RNA of Acaulospora colombiana, 430 nucleotides long. NCBI's taxonomy places the organism in Eukaryota, Fungi, Glomeromycota, Glomeromycetes, Diversisporales, Acaulosporaceae. The record is from the annotation of a GenBank genome assembly.
AUGAGUGGCUUAACUACAAAUACUGGAGACCUAAACCAACAACAUGAAUGGUCGCUCAGAGAAUGCCAAAACAGUAUCGCCUCGUCACUAAGCAGGGCAGCCUUGCUCUGCUAUGAAGUCGGCGAUUAUAGGAAAGCCGAGGAAUAUGAAGAAGAAGUAAAGAGGCGAUUUGAAGGAUCUCAUGGAGAUGAUGCGAUGAGGGAUUAUCUCUGUAGUGCAAGCCGACUAGCCCUGUAUCGAUUAGGGGCUGGAAAGCUCAAGCAGACACUCGAGCUUGGUGAGCAAACCCUUCAAAGCCAAAAAAAUCUCAAACAAGUGGGACUGGACCACAUCAAUACAUUUGAAACUAUGUCAAUAUUGCUCAAAAUAUACCUGUCAUUGGGCAAAUAUGACCAAGUACAAACAAUGUCACAGGCCAUACUUCAGGGAU